AUGGAGUCAUCACCAAGGGGGAGGGCCAAUCUCCCCUCGCCGCAGAAGAAGGGCGUUCACAUUCAUGUGAAACUGCCCAGCGGGACCGAGGUGCACGAGUUCAUCCUACCUGCUGGUUACACCGUCGAUCAAGUCAAGCGUGCGAUCUUCAAGCAAAUUCCUGAUUUGGCCAAGGAGACGAACCCCAACGACUACCAGCUCAAGCUACGCGACACGCUGCGCUCGAAGGAGGAGAUCCUCAAUGUGGAGUUCAGCAAGCUACAGAACCUGGCCACGGUCAUGAGCGCGGCCGAUGAGACGCCACUCGAGCUUUCCAUUUUGUCCACGAAGGUGGGCAGCGUACGCUCGCAACCGACCUGGGCCCCAACUCUAUGGUUCAACACACGAGACCGAGGCGCCCUCAGGCCACACUACGCCGCGGACGCCCACAAAAGAACCUUCGGACACUUCGAGUCCUCGUGGACCCUCGCUGGGUGGCGUUGUAUCACCGCGUCACACUGCCCCUCCCAAGUCUCCACGCGUUACGCCUCCCCAGCUAUCUUACACGUCGAGUGCCAGCCACACAAGCGAUUCUACUGGACCCACCUCGCCGCGCUCUACUUCGCCUCGCGCCACAUCUCCCCGAGGCACUUCAAUCCGUCCAGCAGUGACAAGGGACAGGCGUCGGCGCAACAGCCUACAUCAGUGGCGAACAGAGGCCAUGCCGACGUUGAUACCCGCGACGACACCAUCAAGGAGCUCCAGGAGCAGCUCGCGCGGGCGCACGCGAGCGUGACCCAACUAAAUGCCAAGCUGGCGCGCAUCGGCAGACUCGCCCGGCUCGAGCUGCUUCCGCUUGCCGCCAACACGCCGCUCACGCAACUGGUCAACGAAGACCCCGCCAAGUUGUCGGCCGCCGUGAGGGAGAACGACAUCGUAGCGUCGGAAAAGCGACUCCGUUCGACACUCGCCCUCGUGCUGGCGGAAACCGAACGCGGAAGUGACGAGAUGACCAACAGGUCGGCCAGCGACGAUCAAGUCGGCCUGUCGGGAGCUUUGGCUGGAGCAAGUAGCCUGGCCGGUUCGGUGCUGACCUCAAGUACCACGAGGGGCGAGCGAGCAGUGUCGGCUGCGGAGAGCUCCGACGCCAAACGCGGGCGCAGCGUAUCAACCAAGGCCUCAAUCGACGCCAUUGCCGGCCGCAUGAAUCUCGAAGUGCUGACCAGCAGCCUCGCCUCCUCUGCGUCUUCGCCCAGCACCAUCUCCGGCUCUGCUGGCGGAGCUUCGACCGGAUCAUCACCACUUCCGCCCCGCAAGAUCCUCACACCCCAGGAAAGGACGGUGAUGCUCCAGCAGGAGUUCCUCGACACCGAGGAGACCUACUACAAGAGCCUCCAGAAGCUUCAUGAUCACUUUGAGGGGCCUCUGGAGGCGAGCGGAUUGCUCACACCAGAGCAGUGCGAUACCUUGUUCUCUCGCGUUCGCACGCAGCUGUUGGAGAUGCACAAGCAUUUGCUUGAGACAAUCAAGUCCUCGGAUCGUUCAUCAUUCUCCGAUGGCUUGCUUGUGAUUGCGCCCUACCUCAAAUUGUACACUGAAUAUGUAAACAACCACCCUGCGGCGAUUAGCCUCUUGAUCGAACUGAAUGCCAACUCGAAGAAGUUUGCUGCCUUACUCAAGCAACUUGAACAGAAGCCGGAAGUUGAAUCGCAGGACUUGUCGUCUUAUCUCAUCAGACCCAUCCAGCGCCUCCCUAGAUACGAAAUGCUGCUAAGGGACAUGGUGAAGUACACAACUGAGGAAACAGAGCACUUGAAGCUGAGCAGACUCUUGGAGGCCGUGAAAAAGGUGAACGAGCACCUCAACGAAGCAAAGCGCAAGCGAGACAAUUCAACAAAGAUGGCCGCCAUCCAGAGCAACCUCAUCUUGGGCAAGGCCAAAGGGACCCGCUCCUUCUUGCGCGAUGACACGUUGCUGGUCAAGAAGGUGAAGAAGGAGAAGACCACGUUCGCCAAGCACCACUUCUUCUUGUUCAACGACAUUCUCCUCGACACCGUCAAGAACAGAGAGGGCAAGUUCAAGCUUGCUCAGGUCUAUUCGCUCUCGGAGACCUCGUUCAUGAAAUACGAAGGCGAGACAGACACGGUGGCCCUCUUCCACACAUCAUCGCCCGAAUCAGCAGAGGAGGACUUGGCCAAGGCCAUCCACGUGAAGGCCGACCAGGGCGGCGACAUCGACGGCUGGCUGCAGGACGCACUCGACGCCAAGUCUAGCCUGCGGGCGGAGGCAAGCAAAGACGGAAGAUUCCAUGUAGCAUUGUAA
This is a messenger RNA of Acanthamoeba castellanii str. Neff, 2301 nucleotides long. RefSeq names its product RhoGEF domain containing protein. The transcript has 16 exons. The record is from RefSeq and is a predicted model, not a curated record. Gene Ontology annotation, molecular function: guanyl-nucleotide exchange factor activity. Lineage: Eukaryota; Discosea; Longamoebia; Acanthamoebidae. Bases 1 to 2301 code for a protein of 766 amino acids.